AGAGCUCACCGCAAGUGACGGAGCGCCCAACGGCUCAGGAAGAUCCCAUUUUCCUUUCACUUCAUUCGGAACAGCUGCUGCAAACGAGGAACAGUAAAAUCAUUCCGUCUUGACAGGUCUUGCCACCAGCCACCUGCUCCCGCUAUACUGUAUCUGCCCGCCCAGCCACUGUGAAACGUCGCUAAUGGACCUCGCUGCAACAUUCAAGAUACAACAAAGAGCGGGGGUCCGCAACAGACGAUGAGAGGCAUCGAUGUUGUAGGGCACGCUUCAUUCCACCACCAUCCUCACCCUCGCAGAGCGAGUCGGAGAAGAUAUCUGAGCAUUCGUUCACCAGCACAUACGACCUCGAGGGAACCCUUUACACAGCUACGGAUUUCCGUAGCUUCAAACACCACCAGUGAAACGCUUGUCAGAGCUGCAGAGAAAGUGGCACGAAUGAAUUGGCAGAGCCGGCCUGGAAGCAAGUACUGUACUGUAGUGUACAUUGGCACUGUCGAGUCGAACAGAUUGCACACUCGAUCUUGUACAGUACAGUGUGAACAUGAAAGUUCGAUCAGGUUAUUUGGCAAGCGAUCGGAUCCUCGAAAGGGUUGGGCACACAUCGUGUGUGAUGCUACUACUGUACCAACGAUACUCCGCUCUACAUUCGGGGGCUACAGGAGGGAAGAGGGAGGGGGAAAAUCUCGGGCUACAGCACCGCACUGCACUGUAUCUCAACAGAUGAGUUCGCUCAUCUGGGCUUCGUGACAUCAUGUCAACGCCCGCUCGAGUUGCUCUCUUCCUCUUCACUCUCCACUCUCCACUCUCCACUCCUCAGCCCCAAGCUUAAGCUCGAGGCAACAUUUUUGCCUCCGGCCCGGCAAA
Microstroma glucosiphilum is the source of this 867-nucleotide messenger RNA. RefSeq lists its product as hypothetical. The record is from RefSeq and is a predicted model, not a curated record. The transcript has 2 exons. Lineage: Eukaryota; Fungi; Basidiomycota; Exobasidiomycetes; Microstromatales; Microstromataceae. The coding region runs from base 241 to 750 and encodes 169 amino acids.